This is a messenger RNA of Rubroshorea leprosula, 1504 nucleotides long. The record is from the annotation of a GenBank genome assembly. NCBI's taxonomy places the organism in Eukaryota, Viridiplantae, Streptophyta, Magnoliopsida, Malvales, Dipterocarpaceae.
ACUGCGGAAGUUCUCUCAUGCCCAGUAGAUACCCGCACUAGUAUUCUCUUCAUAAGUGCUUCAAUUGGAUCUUCCUUUACUAACCUCGGGAGUUCACUCAUACCCAGAGCAGAGAGAGCAUGUCAGCCGUCUCCUUAUCGACCUUGAUGUGAUCCGUCUUGAUGGCGAAUUUAUCGGGGACGAAGUCCCUGCGUCGCUCCCGCCCCGCGUCCUGCAACUUGAGCGAGGUGCCCCGAACCCGACCCUUCUGGUUGCGCUUCAUGAGAAGGGUCGAGAAUCCGGCAAUCUGGUAUCAAAGGCGCUUGGAAGGGAUUAGGGCAACCUCAUCGAGUAGAUCUUCUUGUUGGUGUGGAAAUCAAGAGUCAUUCUCGAGUAGCAGCAGCUCGAUUACUUGCCGAGAUGACUUCUUCACCGUCUUGGUUUGGACUCGUCCGAUGGCUGCUCCUGCUUCACUCUUUAAAUGCUGAGUCCUUGCUAAUUUUAUUUCAGUUUCUCCUUCUGGACUAUUCUUUAUGUAGGAGUGGAAUGGGUAAUUGUUCAAAUGAACUGCAAAAUGAUAAUGGGCCAACUGUCUUGAUUAUUAAGGAUAAUGAAGGAUAUAUAUAUAUAUGGGGGUUAUGCUUCCCAGCUUUGGGAGAGGCAUAGUGAUUUCUAUGGAGAUAUGAAGUCUUUUCUCUUUCAGCUCCAUCCAAAGGCAUCUACAUUCAGACCAACUGGGACCAACAACAAUUUACAAUGGUGUGCUGUGAGUUUCAGUUCAGAGACCAUUCCAAAUGGCAUUGGGUUUGGAGGGCGAGUUAAUCACUUUGGCCAUGUUCCUCUCAGCAGGCUUUGAUCAGGGACACAUUUUCUCUUGCACAACAUUCAACAGCCCUUGCCUUUCAAAGAACAGUAAAAUCUGCUGAGAACUGAUUAGAAUGCUGAGGACUAGUGAGGAAAGGAAAACAAGAAGAAAGACAAGAUGCUCCUAAAGGUACUGUGUUAGAAAGUUUUAAGGAGGACCGGAGUAUGCUCGGUAUGGUAGGGAUUGCUAAUGCUAGUGAGUAAAUGUGAUCAUCUUUGGCCCGCACUUUUGGAUGUGGCUUCAACAUUCUGAUCAGUGCUUAAGACUCAUUUUCAUCAUUUUUGCAAGUUUGAAUGCAACAACUUCAGCGGUAACACUCAAAGCUUCAAAAUCAAAUCUAAACAAAACAGAUAUCUUAAUACAUACUUCGCACUUUGGACCUAUUCUUUACAGCAUUUGUGCUUUGGUUGUCAUUUUCUUUGCAACAUAUAGUAACAUGCCUCUCUAACUCUUCAGCACCUCCUUCACCAGAAUCACCACAGCUUCUCCUUCUUUAGACUUUGCUGGAGGUUCUGCGAUACCAAGGUUACAUCUAACGUGGACUUUAUCUUUGAAAGAGCUGGCAUUUCUAGCAAGUACGUACUUUUUUUUAUUCUUCAUCUUCUAAAGCUCCCCGGGGCUUAGGAUUUGGCUACUUGGUCCUUCCAAGUAAUUUGAUGC